AUGUCUAACAACAUCUCUGAUCGUAUCUCUAACACUGCCAACUCGUACAUCGGAGGCGCCAAGCAGACUGUCGGAGAGACUAUCGGAAACAAUAGCCUCGCAGCCUCAGGAGCCGAGCAGAGAGCCGGAGCUGAGGCUCGUCAAGCUGCAGCCGAUGCCAAGACACAUGCUGAGGGAGCAGGCCACACAGCCCAAGGCAAGGUCCAACAGACUGUCGGAUCACUGACAGGCAACACAUCGAUGGAGGCUCGCGGUCAUGCCAACGAAGUCAAAGGCGAUCUCGAACGCAAAGAAUCCAAUGGACAAACAAUUGAAGAAGACCUGGCCUUUGAAGAAGAGCGGACGAGGCUCAUCACCGAUAUCAAUCUGGAGUUGGGUCAGAUGAUCACUAAUAUCACGAUUCUUCAGCGCAACCUCGAUACUAUUGUUACUAUUGGACAAGAGUUUGGACAACUAUCGGAGCUCUGGAAAAACUUUCAUGAUUCAGCAUUUCGAUUUGAAAAAGAAGAGGACCAGGAGGUGGAGGAAGAGCAGACGCAGAGUCGGGAACAAGGCUACUCAUUAGAGUCUAAGUGA
Lobosporangium transversale is the source of this 576-nucleotide messenger RNA. RefSeq lists its product as hypothetical. The record is from RefSeq and is a predicted model, not a curated record. The transcript is spliced from 2 exons. Lineage: Eukaryota; Fungi; Mortierellomycota; Mortierellomycetes; Mortierellales; Mortierellaceae. Gene Ontology annotation, cellular component: mitotic spindle; mitotic spindle pole body; spindle microtubule. The coding region runs from base 1 to 576 and encodes 191 amino acids.